Nicotiana tabacum (common tobacco) is the source of this 515-nucleotide messenger RNA. Lineage: Eukaryota; Viridiplantae; Streptophyta; Magnoliopsida; Solanales; Solanaceae. The record is from RefSeq and is a predicted model, not a curated record.
CUACCCGCAUCCCUUUCUCUCAUUGCCCGUUUGGGGAAAGCGACCUCAACGUCGGUUGGCUAACUUCCCCCAACAGGGGUGCACUCUGCGCGCCCUUAAUUUCUCUCUCUAAAACCCUCUAACACAUUUUCCCUCUCUAACCCUCUAACACCGCAAUGCCAAUGCGAAGAGGGCUCUACCUUCUCCUCCUCCUGUCCUCCUCCUUUUCUUCUGCUGAUCCGAUACCUGGUGGAGAUUCAGAAAAUGGCGUCGUCGUCGUCGGUGUCAAUGUUGCUGCUGAAUUGAAUGCGUCUGCCGUUGCGAGAUCUGAGGAAGGUAGUUUCGCCAACAUGAUCGAUCGAGCUCUGGAAAAAGAGUUCAAUGAGACCGAAGAGCAGCCCGGUGCAAUAGAUCACGGGAGCUUCAACAAUAGCGUCUCGGAGCAGGAGGCAGUUCUGGAAACCGUUGCUAGGGUUGGUAGGGUCAAGUUUAAGAAGAACGAGACAAAUGAGGAAAAGUAUGUCAUGCUAUCUUAA